AUGGUCCAGCUCUGGCUAAGACGAACGUUUAUUUCAACCAGCAGUACAGGAACAGCCAACAAAAUUGCACAUCUACUUGAAAACCCUCUCCACCACCAACCACCACUAUCUGGUGGCACUGCGGAACGUCUUGGGGUAGAUUUUGAUUUCUACAACGUGGCUUCCAGCAAGGUGCAUCCCAGUCCGGGGGCAGCGCGCAGUGUUUGGGCGUUGCCCCUGACCGCAUCAUGCAACAUGGUGGCAGAGGAGGAUGGCGGCACGCACGCCGAUGUGGACCAUCGGCCGCACUCGCCGCCGCUGACGGGAUCAGGACGUGUGGGCGGCAAUCAUGACGGCGAGGGCAAUGGCAACGACUGCACCGACCAAGACAGCAUGCUCGACGAAAUAUUCGACAUCAUCAAGAACGGGGAGGUGAGCGAAGUGGAGAGCUUGGUGGAGAAAUUCGGCAUGGAGUGCCUGUCGGCCCGGGAUCGUCAUGGCUACACGCCCGCCCACUGGAUCGCAUUGAACGGCAACGUGCAGCUCAUGCGUUAUUUAAUCGAACGUGGCGCUCCAAUCGAUCUUCCCUGUCUCGGCACACAAGGGCCCAGGCCCAUACACUGGGCCUGUCGCAAGGGCCACGCAGCCGUGGUUCAAGUGUUGCUCCAGGCCGGAGUCGCCGUGAACGCGGCCGACUUCAAGGGACUUACACCGCUAAUGCUCGCCUGCAUGUAUGGACGCACCGCCACAGCCGCCUAUCUGCUUGGCAUGGGGGCGCUGAAUAAUUUGACAGACAUAAAUGGAGAUACGGCCCUUCAUUGGGCGGCCUACAAGGGACACGCGGAUCUGAUGCGCCUGCUCAUGUAUUCCGGAGUGGAGCUGCAGAAGACGGAUAACUUUGGAUCCACUCCGCUGCAUCUGGCCUGCUUGUCGGGCAACAUGACGUGCGUGCGUCUGUUGUGCGAGAAAUCGAGCCUCGACCUGCAGCCUCGCGACAAGAACGGCAAGACACCCAUAAUGCUGGCCCAGGCCCAUCAGCAUCAGGAUGUGGUGCGUCUGCUGUACACCGAGGUGAAAAAGAAGUCCCGCUGGAUACCAUCCGUCUCAGAGAGCUGGGGCUGGCUUUUCGGCGGAGCAGGCGACUCCAAGGGCCCGCUGUUUCUCUUCCUAUUCUCAGUCCUGCUCUGGGGCUACCCCAUGUACAUGAUACGGGCCAUACCAAUUACGUGGAAUAUAUUGCGACGCUCGCAUUAUUGCUUCAUUUACUGGAAUGCGGUGAUGUGGAUAACUUGGGCCAUUGCCAACCGACGCGACCCCGGCUAUAUACCGCUCAGCUCGGAUGCCUACUAUCGGGCCAUCAAGCAAAUCCCGUACUUCGACAAGCUGAAGAAGCGCAACGUUAUUCUCACCAGGCUGUGCCACAGCUGCCGGUGUCUGCGUCCCCUGCGGGCGAAGCACUGUCGUGUUUGUAAUCGGUGUGUCACCAACUUCGACCACCACUGUCCGUUCAUCUAUAACUGUGUGGGACUGCGCAAUCGGAUGUGGUUCUUCCUGUUUGUGCUUUCGGUGGCCGUCAACUGUUCCUUCACGAUCUACUUCGCCUGCUACUGCGUCAUGAUCGAGGGCUUCACGCUGCUGUACGUGUUGGGUCUGAUAGAAGCUGUGGUCUUUUGUGGUCUCGGAUGGAUUCUCACCUGCACAUCGAUCCUGCACGCCUGCAUGAAUCUGACCACUAACGAGAUGUUUAACUAUAAACGGUAUCCGUACUUGCGAGACAAACGGGGCCGCUACCAGAAUCCUUUCUCCCGCGGUCCCAUCCUCAACCUACUGGAGUUCUUCGUGUGUCUCCCAGAUCGUGGCGAUGACAACGACCUCCUGCUCGAGGAUAACAUUUGAUUAAGAAGCUAGGAACGCGUAAAUGCUCGUCGCCGUAAAGUGCCUGUUCGUGGAUAAUAGCGACUCAUCGCUCUCUCCAGGACACAACGUUGUAGUUGAGGCGCUCAGCAUAUUUUUGCUCCACAAAGCUUAAUGCUUUCCUGUCUGUUAGUCGGAAGCUCAACAUUUUGGUCCCACUGGCACACAAUUUAUUAUCAAUCAUACACUUAAGAUACACACAAAAAUAUAAAAGGAUUGCUCCAGCUGUCCGGCUGUUCGUACCAAAACAGAUCGGGAUCCAGUCUGCUACCAGAAAAUCGGGACAGCAAUUAGUCCUACAUCCUUUUUUAAAAUACCAGCUAAUGUCCAAAAAUAGUCAAUCCUUCAUUUAAGACCAUUGGAACGAUCCGCACGUUUGGGGAGAUAUGUUUAUCUUGCCAAAUUUAAUCAAAAAUUUUGAAUGUAAGUGGGAAUUACUGCUCCAAUAUUCGUGCAUAUCUAAUUAAGCUUAGCAUUUUUACUCGUUUUAUAAUUAUAAUUGUAAUUAUGCAAUUGAAGUAUGAGCUGAAAUUUUGAGUUCGCACGGUUGAGUUUUCCAAUCGUUCAAAAGUUCAAUGUAAUCGCAGUUCCCGUAAUCCAGCCAGAUCCAGGGAAAGAUUCUUCAAAUGCCCAGCGAGUGUAAAUAACUUAAUUAAGUUACCAUUGAAGCUCGGCAGGGACGAACGUUUAAAUUGCCAUUUUUGAGAACUGGAAAUGUUUGAUCCUCAUGGGAUGAGAUGAGAUUUUGAGAAAGCUCCAAACACAAUUUUGCUUCUACUUCUUGGGAAUAAAUUACCAUUUAUUUGUUCUUUCUGGGGUUUCCAUUUGUUUGUUU
This is a messenger RNA of Scaptodrosophila lebanonensis, 2728 nucleotides long. It is a transcript of the gene Patsas, whose product is annotated as probable protein S-acyltransferase 23. Gene Ontology annotation, molecular function: palmitoyltransferase activity; protein binding. The transcript is spliced from 4 exons. Lineage: Eukaryota; Metazoa; Arthropoda; Insecta; Diptera; Drosophilidae. Gene Ontology annotation, biological process: protein palmitoylation. Gene Ontology annotation, cellular component: Golgi membrane. Bases 1 to 1875 code for a protein of 624 amino acids. The record is from RefSeq and is a predicted model, not a curated record.